Molecule: messenger RNA, 9220 nt
Organism: Anoplopoma fimbria (sablefish)
Lineage: Eukaryota; Metazoa; Chordata; Actinopteri; Perciformes; Anoplopomatidae
Gene: cspg4ba
Product: chondroitin sulfate proteoglycan 4ba
Exons: 10
Coding region: 139-7401 (2420 amino acids)
Source: RefSeq, a predicted model, not a curated record
GGAGUUUAGCGAAGACCUAAGUCGGUGCCUCAGUCCGGUCCAGUUCAGGCUGCAUAGCUUCACAGCUCAGCUGUUGUGUUUGACGGUACCGACGCGUGAAGAAGCGGAACAAGCAUGUCUGUUAAAAUGUAACCGCACAUGUCCGGUAACAGUCGUGUUCCCAGCGGGAGAACAAAGAUGGACCCUGUCGUGAAAAACACCCAGAAGAAGUUGUGGCUCCGCGGUCUGCUCUGGUGGUCGCUCCUGGUCGAGCUGGCGUCGGGAGCUUCCUUCUACGGCGAUGGCUUUGUGCAGCUCAAGGCGACCGAGUCGUCGGACCGUAACGCGCUGCGCAUUCGCUUCCGAACCUCCAGCACCAGCGGCCUGCUGUUCCUGGCUGCCGGCCAGACCGACCACUUCCUGCUGGAGCUCCACGCCGGUCGCCUGCAGCUGAAACUGGACCUUGGAUCAGGGGAGGUAGUGUUACAGUCAGACAGAGGCACCCAGCUCAACGACCUGGCCUGGCACUCUGUGGAGAUCCGCCAUGACCUCUACAACGUCACUCUGACUGUGGACAAGAACUCUCACACGGAUAUAAAGAUGCCAGGCUCCCACCACGAUCUCCACGUUUUGGAUGGGCUCUAUGUUGGAGGCUCAGGAGGCCUGGACAGACUUUACCUCGCCAGAGACCUGAUCGGUUUCCGAGGCUGCAUGGACGAGGUGGUCUUUAACGAACACGACUUGCUGUCAUCACUGAGGCCGUAUACGGGAUUCAAGAAUGUCCAUGAGGUGUCUUUGGGCUGCAGUCCCCAAUUCUUUGCCACCGAGGAGGACCCUAUCAGCUUCUUCAGCUCCAGGGCUUACAUUUCUCUUCCAACCUGGAACGCCCAGCAGGAAGCGAUAUUUGAGUGUGUUGUGCACACUUCAGCCAAAGAGGGAGUUAUCCUGUACAAUUCCGCCAGAGAGGGGAACUUUGUUGCUGUGGAGAUUCAGGAAGGUUUGCCAGUGGCCAUUGUUGGGAAAGGUGGAACCAAAACCGAACUUCGAUCCCUCACAUUCAUCAAUGACAGGAAAUGGCAUUCUAUCAGGUUGCAUUUCAGUUCCAAAAGCCUUGAGCUUACUGUUGAUGGAGAGAUGGUGAAAAGCAGCAUUAGCUCUGGUUCAAAGGGGCUUCAUCUUAAAGGUUAUCUUUUUGUUGGAGGUAUCGAUGACGGCACCAGAUCAGACGUCAGAAAGGUGGGGCUUGCCUCCGUGUCUGGAAAGCGUGUCAGAGGAGGUUCCUUUAAAGGAUGUUUGAAGAAUAUUGAAGUCAAUGGAGUGAAAAUGGGUCUCUCCGAUGCGGUAGUCACCAAGGAUAUCUCAGUUGGUUGUGAGCCAGAGAAAGAACCAGAACCCUCGACCACUAUGAGUCCAACAAGUGCUCCGGUACCCCUCUUUCGCUUGGCGACACCAACACCUACACUUCACAUGUCCACUCUCGCAAGGGGCUUGGACAGAAAGUACGGCUCGAAUUUUGUGCAGCUCAAAAACCUUGUGGUUCAGGAAGGCGGUCGAGCAUCUCUCGAAGCCAAACACAUCAAGGUUCUCUUGGACUUCAAGAAGCUUGGCAUUCGACAGUCUCAGAUCAUUUUCCGAAUUCAGGAGCAACCAAUUCAUGGUCAGAUAAGGCUUGAUGUCGAUCAGGACCAAGAGGAGAACACAUUCAGCAUGUUGGACCUUUGGCACGGACGAGUGAUGUAUAUCCAUGGAGGCUCCGAGGAACCAGAUGACUUCUUCAUGUUUUCGCUGUAUUCUAGCAGUAGAAAGCAAGUUCCUGAUUAUCUGAAGGGCAACAAAUUGUACCGUUACAAUAUUACCAUGACUCCCACAAACGAUGCACCUGAAUUGAGUCUCCCUGAGGGAAAUCUCUUCGUCCUGUUGGAGAACUCAAAGAAACGCCUCACCACUGAAAUUCUGAAAGCCACAGACAUCGACAGCAGCUACACCGACCUUGUCUUCUCCGUGCUUGGCAACCUGAACGCUGAUGCAGGAUAUUUGGAAAUUGAAAACAACCCCGGCGAGGCAGUUGCCACGUUCUCAUAUUCCGACUUGGAGGAUCUGAGGGUGUUCUAUGUUCACACAGGGGUUCGAAACUCAAGGAUAGUUCUUAGAGUUAGCGAUGGGGAAAAGGUCAGCAACACUGUGGUCCUAAGGGUCAUGGCUGUAGCGCUGGAGUAUAAGAUUGCCAACAACACAGGCCUUGAGAUCAUUCAAGGAGACACGGCUAUACUUAGUUCAAAGCAGCUGGCUGUGCAAACCAAUGCUGGGAAGCAAGUCGUAGACAUCCGAUUUGAUAUCAUUGAACCCCCUCAGUAUGGAGAACUCCAAAGACUUCACUCAAGCGGUGAAUGGAGGCCUACUGACUCGUUUUCCCAAAGGCUUCUCGAAAAAGAGCGCCUGAGGUAUGUUAGCACCUAUCAAGAAAUCCAGACAUCCAACGCCACUGAUUACUUUAAGAGCAAAGUAAAUGUGGCUGCAAGAGCAACCACUGAAAUACUCUUCCCAAUCACUGUGAGGUGGGUGAGGUACCGCCUGGUGAGGAACGUCAUGAUGGACAUGGAUAAAGUUAGAAAAGUGACGCUGGACUCGGAGUAUCUUUUUGCCACAGCUGAAGGUGUGGCUCUCUCCGAGGAAGACAUUCAUUACCGGGUUCUCACCACACCAAAGAAAGGGAAACUCCUGCUCGGCACCACAGUCUUGGGGAAGAACGCGACCUUUAGCCAAAGAGAUGUAACCGACCGAAAAGUACAUUACGAGCUCGUCGACCGGCCUUAUGAAGAUACAAGUGACAGGUUCAAGUUUCACCUGGUGUCCAAACACUCUCAGUCACAAUACUACGAGUUUCGGUUUUCCAUUAAAGCUGAUGUCAACAGCGUGUUUAUGAGAAAUGACGGACUCUCACUUCAGGAGGGAGAAAGUAAACUUAUCACGAAAGACGACCUGUUUGCAGAGACUCUGAGCACAAAGGAUAUGUACUACACAGUAAUAAGCAGCCCCAAGCAUGGGAAGCUGGCCCGCAUUAGCCAGUCAAAUUCCAACGCUAGCUACGACAACAUCUUAACCUUUAGUAACCAGGAUAUAUCAGAGGAACGGAUCAUGUACAUCCAUGACGACAGUGAAACAACUCAAGACGAGUUCACCUUCAUGGCCUCCACAAGCCAAGGGUUCAAAUCCUCGAUCACAGUAGAUGAUAUCGGCUCCAAAGAAGGAGUUUUCAACAUAUCGAUUCAGCUAAUCAAUGACCAAAAGCCGGCACGUGUUAUCGAUAAAGUCUUCCAUGUAGUAAGGGAAGGACAGAAGUUACUCACUAUAGAGGAUUUGCGUUACCAUGAUGCAGACUCUGACUUUGACGAUGGCCAGUUGGUUUACACUCGUCGUGGGAUCCCGAUGGGAGACCUAGUGCUGGUUAAUGACACCACUCAUCGGCUGUUCCAGUUUCGUCAGAGGGACUUGGAAGAAAAGCGAGUGCUGUUCAUUCACAAGGGCGUGAGCACGGGCAGGUUUGUGCUCUUUGUCUCGGACGGGAAGCAUUUUGUAUCGAGCCUGUUAGACAUCAGCGCGCAUGACCCUUUCUUAAGGGUUGGCAACAACACCGGCCUGCUGGUUCAGAAGGGCCAGUCCGUAACAUUUUCCACAAGUAAUUUUAGCGUCAUAUCAAAUUUGGACAUCAGAGAUGACCAGGAAGUCAUCUUCAAGUUGGACGGGGCUCCCAAGUACGGGGGACUUUAUGUCAAUGAAACAAAGGUGGAGUUGUUCUCACAGUCUGACCUUAAGGACGGGCUGAUCUCCUACCGGCACAAUGACAGCAAACAUCUUGCCGACCAUUUUAACUUAACGGUGAAUGCUAAAGGUCUUCAACUUGCAGUGAGGAUCAACGUGAAGGUUUACCUGGAAAGUCAUCAGAGGCCUCCCAUUGUGCUGCAUCACAACAUCCUGCUGGUGGAGGAGGGAAAACCAGUAAAGAUCAGCGAAACAAAGCUAGAGGUCACUCACGAGGACAACCUGCCAUCUGAGAUUGCAUUCACAGUCAAGGUGGCCCCGUCUCAUGGCUUUCUCCGGCGUUUUGUCGAAGCGGAGGAGCGCUACGUCGGAACCCAGCAGUCCCCUGUCAAGAUGUUUACCCAAGAGGACGUGAACGGCGGGAACAUCCAGUACGUGCAGGCUGAGCCCAGCAGAGUGAACGACUCUUUCCUCCUGGAUGCCACCAACGGGGUGACAGACGUCAACGACAUCAGGAUGUCCGUCGACAUCAUCCCACGCCUCAUCCCGCUCCGGGUCUCCAAUUUCACGCUGAACGAGGGCGCGUCUAAGGCGCUGACCCAGGACGUGCUCAAAGUCACCAACCGGCACUUUUCGGGAAUCAACUUCCUGUAUAGUCUGACCGCCCCCCCGCAGCACGGUCAUGUUGAACACUCUCGACAUCCUGGUGUGGCCAUCACCUCUUUCACCAGGAGGCAGGUGGAGCACGAAUUCAUUUACUACGUCCAUGACAGCAGCGAAACCUCAGCCGACAGUUUCACCGUGGCGGUCAAUGACACGGGCCUGAGGAAGCAAAGCGCGGCCCAGACGGUGUACAUCCAGGUUUCAGCUGUCAACGACGAGCCUCCUGUUAUUACAGCCAACAGGGUCCUCAGGGUGUGGGUGUCCUCGGUGACGGAGAUCAGGCCGGAGGAAUUGAGGGCUCAGGACCUGGACACGCCCCCUGAGGAACUGCACUUCAUGGUGACCCCACCCAGCAACGGACACCUGGCCCUGAAGAGCGCCCCCAUGAAGGCGGUGCUCAACUUCACCCAGGAGCACAUAGAACAGGGCCAGCUGCUGUUUGUCCACAAAGGUGCCAUGUCUGGAGGAUUCAACUUCCAAGCCAACGAUGGCGUGAACUUCACUCCCAGGCAGAUCUUCAGCAUCACUGCCAGAGCCUUAGUGCUCAGCUUAGAGGAAAACCAUCCGCUCAAGGUGUUUCCAGGCUCUUCUACUCCAAUCACAAAUGAGGUUUUACAAGCAGUGACCAAUGACAUCAGCAACUCCUCGAACCGUGUCAUUACAUUCAGUGUGAUUCGGCAUCCUAAACUGGGGCGCCUGGUGAUGAGGCAGCCAGACAAUUCAACGGUGGACGUCUCCACUUUCACACAAGACAUGGUGGACAGGAAAGAGGUUGUGUACAUUCAAACCCCCAUCGAGUCUGUGGGCUGGGAAGCAAUGGACUCCAUGACCUUCUCUGUGGCGUCGCUGCCUGCUUCUCUGGACAGCCAGAUCUUCAAAAUCGACAUUUCUUAUGAGAAUACUGGACCUGAACACAACACAGUGCUGCUUGCAAACACAGGUGCUGAGGUGACUGAAGGGGAGAGUGUCAUCAUUGACGAAUCCAAGCUGGAUGCCACCAACCUGAUGUCUAAGCUGCCCACACCUCAGCGGAGCUCCCAUGAGGUCUGGUUCCAGGUGACAUCUCUGCCUCAGCACGGUGUCAUAGUGGUAGGUGAGAGAAACCUCACCAAGGAGAAACCCAACUUCUCCCAGUUCAUCGUUAACAAGUACGGUAUCACCUACAAGCACGACAACUCAGAGACAACUCGUGACUCUUUUUUAUUCAGCGCAUGGCUAAAUCCUAAAGGCAAAACUGCUCAACGCCCUGAGGAUGACGUUGAUGUCGUUGAGGAGCGUUUCAACAUCACAAUCACGCCUGUGAAUGAUCAGCCACCUUUGCUAAAGACCAAAGCUCCAAGUCUGAGGUUGGUACGAGGGGAUACAGUCGCCCUCGGGCCAGAGAAUCUCAAAGUUGAAGACAUAGACAAUCCUCCUGAGGAUAUUCAGUUCUCUGUGAUUAGCAAGCCAAACAAUGGUUACCUAGCUCUCGAAGGAAGUUUGGAUGAGUCAAUAGUGGCCUUCACCCAAGCCCAGAUCAACAACGGAAGCGUCUAUUUCAUCCAUGAUGGAAGCUCUGUCUCGGGGGUGUUCUACUUCAGUGUCACGGAUGGACAUCAUAAACCAAUAUAUAAACUCUUCAACCUAGAAGUGACCGAAAUCACCAUUUCUUUGGUCAACUACACCGGAUUGACACUGGAGCAAGGCAAGACAUCGGUAUCACUGACCCAAGACAACCUUAUAGCAGAGACCAACGGGAAAAACAUCACCAUCCGCUACCAGAUUACCAAGCCUCCCAACUUUGGAAAACUUUUGAAGGACAACGAAGAGGUUACACAGUUCGAACAGGAGGAUCUACAGGCUGGAAGGCUGUCCUACCACAUGAUCUCCCUCACCUCUUCAGAGGACAGCUUUGAGUUCACCGCCUUCACUUCAGAGGCAAAUGUGACCGGCCAAAUGUUUAACAUAACCGUCAGACCUUUGAUCCAGGUUGGGAAAGGUUUGAGGAUUCCCAAUGGGAUUGUUGUCAAACUCAACCCUAGCUACCUUAAUGCCUCUGAACUGGCCAAUAUCAGUGAUCGUGACCCUAUAUUUGAGAUAAUCUCCCAACCAAAGUAUGGGAAGGUGGUUCGGACUAAAACUAGAAUGUCCAAGAGAGCUGUACCGGUCGAGACCUUCACCUUUCAGGAGCUGAUGCAGGAGAAGGUAGGGCUGGAGCUGAAUGCCAACAUGACCGGAGUUCAAGAGCUAAACGACUCCCUGGUGUUUCUACUGAAAGCUCAGAACAUCCAACCUGCUAAAGGAGAGUUCCACUUUACUGUCGUGCCAUAUGAUCCGGCGCUUUUCCCGACCACAAAGAGCCCCAUCCCAACCACGUCAUCUGUUCCUCAGACACCGAUCCAGACUUCCAGAAACGGAAGUGCUUCGUCAGUCCUGUCUACAGCGUUCCUCUCCACCCAGCAACCAAGCAAAAACCAUCAAAAGUUCAAGGCACGCAACCGCUGGGGAAGCUCCAACAGAACUAGCAUUUUCAGCACGACUCUUGGCAAACCAACGCAUGGAGCAGAGGACUUUCCCUUCAGGAACACGCCGGUACGCGUAGAGUCCUACCCGCAAAAAACCUCCAGUCCGCUCCUGGUUAUCUUACCACUGCUGGCCCUGCUGCUGCUCAUAGUCAUCUUCGUAGUCCUGGUUAUCUUUCUUCGACACUACAGACAAAGGAAGCAGAACACUGCCUCACCAAAGGAGCCACCUCCCCCUGGUCUUGUAAGCGGUCCGUCCUACCUAGGUCAACCCCAGAGGAGCACAACAGUUCCCACCGUGACUGUCACUCCAUUGAACCCCAGCUGCCCAGGUAGCCCUGUUCUAGAUCGGUUACUGACACAGAAUCAGACCUCAGCUUAUGAUACCAUUGAUUCAGACAUGCUCAUAAGUUCUUGGAGUAACGGUUCUCCUGCGCCAACUUCCCAAAUUAUUCGAACCGCCACCCCAACUCUGCAGACGAACCAGUACUGGGUAUGACCUUCUACAAACCAAUAUGUGUUGGAAAAUGCUGUAACGGGCUUUAAAACUGCCUAAUUAAAAUGUGGUAUUACUUAAACGAAGCUGCAACUAAUCCACUUAAAGCUGCAUUAAUCAAUAUUUGUAUUAAUACUGAAGCAAAUGACUGUUAUGUGUAAUGUUUCCCUUGAGGUGACAAACUUGUUAUCACCCAACUCUGCAGCUUUAUGGAGCUUUUUUUUUUUGUCUCAUUUAGCUCGUCGUUACGUUUUUUACCGAUCAUUACUGCUUAACGGCAAACAUUGAGCAAACUAAAGACCAAGAUUUCUUGUCGAGAGUUGGAGAAGGCUAAACAAGAGCUAAUAGGUCACCAUAUGGCCAGAAACACAGCUCCUAUUGGAGGAUAACUAUGCUCUGUUACUGCUGGAUUAAUUACUAGGCAAUUGUUUGCUUAGAAUUAGUGAUAAUACUGUUUAUCAAGGCUGAGUGUAGCUUGUUUUUUGUGAUAAUCUGCCCCCUAGUGGCCAAUAACUGAUUGAUGCAGCUUUAAUGAUGGAUUAAGCAGAAAACCACCACAGUACGUUAAUCAGCAUCCGCACAUCUUUUGGUUUUCUUUGAGUCGCUCAAUCCUUUGAAACACCGGUUUACAACCACUACUGUAUAUUGAGCUUGGUGGGACAGAUUUAGUUCCCUUGAGCAUUUUUACGAAGCGGUCAUCAUUGUGGUAAAUCAUAACCUAUGUUUGGUGCCUAACGUAUGUUUCAUCACUCACAUUGUUAUCUGGUCCUCAUGCACGUCGAAGUCUCUUCCAUAAUGGGUCCUGAUCGUCGGAGAGGAGGGUGAUGCUAACAGCGGCUUGAAACUGUGAAUUACUAAGAAUGACACUGGCACAAAGAUGUAUAGUCCGAGCAUUUGAACUGAUUGUGCAUAUUUUAUAUCCUUGUUCUGAAUUAUAUAUUAUAGUAUAUCAACUUUUUGUAACUCAGGUAUUUUGUUAACGGUCAGUUACUUCAUGUUACCUUUAACGAGGGUUGCAUGUAUCGUCAAUAAUUGAGCUCUUUGUUUGAACAUAGCAGCAUUGAAUAUUAUCCCAGCAUGGCUGUGUAUUAAAACGGGACAAUUGAAACGGCUGGUUUUGUACCAUUACAUUACAGUCAUUUAGCAGACGCUUUUAUCCAAAGCGACUUACAGGAACACUAUUCAAAACAAUUAUUUAUAGGCCUGAACAAAUCACACCAAUGAAAAUAAUAGCACUGUUUUUUCAAAUGUUUUUUUUUUAUUUUAAUUUUACUAUGCACAGUAUUUAUAUAUUUUCAAGAAGAGCGUAGUAAGAAAAUCAAGGCACUGAUCUUAAAAGAUGACACAAAUCUACACUGUAUUCUACCCUCCUACCCCUCAGUGAAAAAAAAAUUGAAAAUAGCAGCUAUUAAUGUUUUCCAUUCAAACCUUACAGAUGAAUAGAGCCUAUUUGUCCACAUACCUUUUAAGGAGAUUGAGCAGCUAACCCUAAGACACUCGAGCACAAGGAGUGCAACUUUGUUCGUCUACAAAAUGACAAGAAACUGACAAUUGUUUUGACUGAAACAAGUGCUAAUAUUUACAUGAAUUAUUACUACUUGGUGGUUUGACACUGUAAUGAUGUUUCUACUGUAAAUGAAAAGGUACUGCUCUGGAAAGUUAUGGGAGAUGAGAAAUUUCUUUCACAGAAAACCACUAAUAUUGUUACGGAAUAAUUUUGAACUGAAGAGAAAAGUCUGUCGGGUGUAUUCCAGUCUCUCAUCUGAAUAAUGUAACCUGAUAUGUAACAGAAGUGUCAUAUUUAUUUAUACCGUAUUUUUAA